Messenger RNA from Clonostachys solani, 720 nucleotides. NCBI's taxonomy places the organism in Eukaryota, Fungi, Ascomycota, Sordariomycetes, Hypocreales, Bionectriaceae. The record is from the annotation of a GenBank genome assembly.
AUGUUUGUCUUGGGCUCAUUUGGCAUUUUCUCACACUUAAUCAACAGAGGAUACUUCCCUAUGCAUGAGGAUCCCAAGACGAGAGUUCAUCGUCCUCAUCCAUUUCACAGCCAAGAUCGCCAGAGCGUACGAGAUUUGACCCUUGCCGACUUCUCAACGCGCCCCGAAGGGAGUAGUGCCACCAAAGCAUUGUCUUCCAGCAUGUCAACGCACAACAGUAUCCCGGUUGCAUCCUAUUUACCGACGGGAUGUCAUGACACACCACUUCCCAUGGGGAAGUAUUACCCGUCAAACUACGAAAACCAACAGAAGGCACACGCGACUAGGACUAGAUCUGCCACGGUCUCGUCCUCAUCUUCCAAAUCUAGAGACCAACUCGAACCUUUCAUCAACAGUUCACCAACAUCGAAGUCGGCUCACGAGCCUGAUGUUCGUCGCAAACUUCAGCUCCAACAAUAUCAGCGCGAUAUGAUUGCCCAGGCUUCUUUGGCCGCGAAUGAGCUUCUAUCCUCAAGCGGGCACGGCAGAUCUGGGCCUCCCAAGCUGGGAAACCUACCAGGAAAGGCCCUCAGUUUCGGCCCUCCAUUUCACAACCCCUCCGCCCCGAAGUUGCACCCGUUGGGUAGUCCCGGCCCAGUUACACCCAUGGAGCUCGAAUCUUCACGAGGCGGCAAUGGCUAUUUCGAGAUGACCCAAGGGGAUAAUCGUACGCAGAAAUAG